AGCCGUGUGGCUCAAGACGCCGCACGGCAUGCCACCUCUCACAGUGGAGUUCAUCAAGCAUGCCACUGGUGAGUUUGAUGAGGAAAGCGUCUUCCAGGCCAUCCUAAGCAAUCGCUCGAUCACCAGAAUUGAGCAGCUUAACAAAUGCUGUAACCUGCGAUGGCUGGACCUCUCGAAGAACCAAAUCGUACGAAUGGAGAACUUGGAUGGUUUAAGCCAGCUGGUCUCAGUGGACCUGUCCUCCAACAGGAUUGUCAAGGUCACUGACUUGGGUGCAACACCAAAGCUGGAACGGCUGAUGCUGAAGGCCAAUCCCAUCUCCAAGCUACAAGACUUGGAAGGUCUGAAGUCAGGAUCAGCUUUGCGGCACCUGGCCUUCCAAAACGUGGACAAAUCAGAGUCUUGUCCAGUUUGCUCUGUGCCAGAGUACCAGCGACUCGUGCGGCAGCAUUGCCCAAAUCUGGUGGCUUUAGACAGCAAGCGCUUUCGACUGCCAGACUUGGACCGAGAGAUCAAGCGCUUGGAUGAGCAGACUGCCGUGGAGGUCCCUGACCCACAGUCAUGGUUUUCUCCAGAAGACCUGGACUUGGGAGAUUUGCAGAGCCCGGAGGCCCUGGACGAUGCAUUGAAGGAUCAUGUUCAGGAAUUUGAGGCUGCGAUGGCCGAAUGCAAGCAAGUCUUCAGAGAGGCAGAAGAGCUGCUUCAAUUACAGGCUAGCUGAGGCCGAGGCGUUGUUGACAAUGCCUUGACCUUGUGGCCGUGCAAAGUACAGACCAGAAUAGUGCGAACCGGGGUUGGCGGGUCAUUGAGAUGUAUUUUUGUUGAUUCAUUUGUGUGUGUGUGUAUUCAGCAUGCAACAGCAACAGAGUUUGUUGUUGUCUUGUAGCAGUGGCAAGGCAAAUUUGUUCAGACACAUCGCCUUGCAGUUGCAGCAGCUGGCUUGCAGCAUUAACAUGAUUGAAAGCUCGUG
This is a messenger RNA of Durusdinium trenchii, 970 nucleotides long. The record is from the annotation of a GenBank genome assembly. Lineage: Eukaryota; Dinophyceae; Suessiales; Symbiodiniaceae.